Molecule: messenger RNA, 420 nt
Organism: Leptosia nina
Lineage: Eukaryota; Metazoa; Arthropoda; Insecta; Lepidoptera; Pieridae
Source: the annotation of a GenBank genome assembly
AUGGCCGACGUCGAUGUUGAAGUACCCAGUGCCCCCGUGUUGAGCGGCGGUGCCAUGGACGUGAACACAGCUCUCCAAGAGGUAUUGAAGACCGCCCUCAUCCACGGUGGACUCGUACAUGGACUUCACGAGGCUGCUAAGGCUCUUGACAAGAGACAAGCUGUGCUUUGCGUUCUGGCUGAGAACUGUGAUGAAGAUGCUUACAAGAAAUUAGUGCAAGCCCUCUGCAAUGAACAUCAAAUUCCCCUUGUUAAGGUUGACAACAACAAGAAACUUGGUGAAUGGGCAGGUUUAUGCAAAAUCGACAAAGAUGGCAAAGCGCGGAAGAUCGUCGGAUGCUCGUGUGUAGUGAUCAAAGACUUCGGUGAAGAAACUCCCGCGCUCGACGUAUUAAAGGACUACUUGAAGACCUCAAGCUAA